Molecule: messenger RNA, 1056 nt
Organism: Rotaria sp. Silwood2
Lineage: Eukaryota; Metazoa; Rotifera; Eurotatoria; Philodinida; Philodinidae
Source: the annotation of a GenBank genome assembly
AUGCUUAUUGCAUUUCAGGAGAACCUUACAAAUAUUCCUGUUGGUACACUCGAAUCUCGAGUUUCUCGAAAAUCAAAUCAACCUGUCGGUCAUCCUACAGCUUUAGCAACAAUACAAGAAAAACAUCUGAUUGAUUUAAUUAUCACGCUUCAGGAUUAUGGAGAACUGUCAACAUUUGAUGAUGCAUUAAAUUAUUCAGUAGAAUUCGUUGAUAUGAUGAAUUUAAAAUUUCGAUUUAAAAAUGGAGGACCAACACGUGCUUGGUAUUAUGAUUUCCAAUCAUCAUCAAAGGAAUAUCAGAACGCAAUAAAUAUUCUUGAUGAUGCUCUGCAAGCUACUAAUUCAGCGGUAUUAUCAACAUCGUGUACUUCUACUCAAUCAUUAGCAAGUCAAUCAUUUUCAAGUCAAUCUGAUACUUUAUUAUUAAAUACAAAUGAUAACUCAUUGGCUUCUUCAAGGUCCCAAGAGAAUGAUCAUUCAUUAGAUGACAUUGAAAUGAUUAUCAUGAAGGAUUUUCCGCAGUCAACAACAACAACUGCAAAAACGAAAAGGCGUCUUGUGUAUGGAACACAUGGGAAAAGUAUAACAGAUCUCGACGAGUUUGCUUUAACAGCAAUAAAAAAGCAAAAAAAAACUACUGAAAGACAAGUUGCAAAGAAGAGCAACACGAAGGAAACAACCAAUAAACAGAAACAAACUGUAUCAUUGAACAUACAUAUUUAUAAUGCUAAUGCAAUAAAUACAACGAAUGCAACACCUAUUGAUACUCAUACUGCUUCAUUAUCACCUAUUACUUAUAUGUUACCAACAAAUGUUUCGACAACAAUUUCAUCAUUACAGCCAAAUCUUGGAUUAUAUGCUCCUUUACAAAGUUCAACAUCUACGCAAUAUCAGUUAUGUUUUAAUUUUAUAAAACCAUUGGAAACAAUUAGCAACUGUAACCAAUGUCAUAGUAUACUUUGUUGGGAAUGUAGUUGCAAGAUUGAUACGAACUAUCAAAUUUGUUAUAUCUGUCGAUCUUAUUAUACAAUUCAACAACAAAACUUAUUUCAAUGA